Lolium perenne is the source of this 1311-nucleotide messenger RNA. RefSeq names its product protein FAR1-RELATED SEQUENCE 5-like. NCBI's taxonomy places the organism in Eukaryota, Viridiplantae, Streptophyta, Magnoliopsida, Poales, Poaceae. Gene Ontology annotation, biological process: regulation of DNA-templated transcription. The record is from RefSeq and is a predicted model, not a curated record.
AUGAAGCGAAGAUGCAUUAAUUACAACAGAUAUGCUAAGAAACUUGGAUUCUCCAUCAAGUGUAGUACAUCCAAGAACUCGACAGUUGAUGGUCAGAAGGACAAACAGAUGUUCGUUUGCAACAAGAAUGGCAAGAAUGAAGAUAUAAACAUGCAAGAGGCGGCACCAGUUAGGCAGCGGAACAAAAGCAUCACUAAGAAAACUGAAUGCAAGGCUAGGCUAAGGAUCAAAAGGAAAGCUAAAAAGUGGCAUGUAACAUAUUUCAUUGAAGAGCACAAUCACAGUUUGGUAAAGAAGUUCUCUUUGAAGAAAUAUUUAAGGUCUCAUAAAGGAAUUCCUAAGGAAGAAAGGGACUUUGUCAAGCUCUUGCAUAAGGUGAAUCUCUCUGCUGGAAGGGUAAUGAGGAUCAGGGGAGAAGUCUAUGGUGGUCUGGCCAAUGUUGACCGCAUAUUUUGGGUUGAUGGGCCAGCAAUAGCUGCAUACAAGAACUACAUCGUUUGUCUCUCAUUUGACACCACGUACUUGACAAACAUGUACAAUAUGCCGUUUGCGCCGUUCAUUGGGAUCAAUAGGUGGCACAUUAUGCAGAAUGCGCAGGCAGUUUUGGGAAAUUUCUUGUCAAAACAUGAAGAGCUAAGGCAAGAGUUGAAUGCAAUUAUUGACUACAGCAUGUCAGUUGAUGAAUUCGAAACAAGGUGGGCAGAUAUGCUUCGCAAACACAGUGUAGCGGACAACACACAUCUUGCUGAUUUGUAUCACUUGAGAGCAACUUUUGUCCCAGCUUACUUCAAGGAUCGCUUCUUCCCGUUCCUACAAACUACCACCCGGAGUGAGGGGUUUAAUGCUGUUCUGAAAACAUACAGUAACCCUCACUAUAGUCUGCAUCACUUCUUUGAACAAUACUUGAAGUUGCAAGAGAAAAUUAAUGUAGCGGAGGAUUCAGUCGAGUUUUUGGAUGAAGAUAAGACUUUUAGGGUGUGGGGUGACUACCCUCUUGAAGAGCAAGCGUUGAAGAGGAAGAAGAAAAAACAGGCUGCUCCAUCUUUUGAUGAGGCACCAGAUGUAGAAAAUGUAGGUGACGAUGGGCAAGGGAAUUCUUCUAAGUUUGACCAUGUUGAAGAUCCGGUUUAUAUUGCUAAACAAGGUCGUCCAGCUGAAAAGAGAAAGAAAUCUGGACUGCACCUGAAGGCUACAAAGGUUGUGAAAUGCAGUGUAUGUGGGUCAAUCCAACACACUGCGGCUACAUGCAAAGAUAAGAUAACGCCAGGACCUGAAUCAAAUGAAAUCAAUUUCUUCCGUGACAUGGUCUAA